Messenger RNA from Centruroides sculpturatus (bark scorpion), 2400 nucleotides. Its product is annotated as protein toll-like. Gene Ontology annotation, molecular function: protein binding. The transcript has a single exon. The record is from RefSeq and is a predicted model, not a curated record. Lineage: Eukaryota; Metazoa; Arthropoda; Arachnida; Scorpiones; Buthidae. The coding region runs from base 1 to 2400 and encodes 799 amino acids.
AUGCGUUGUUUAAAUGUUAAACACGUUAACAAUUUAGAAUUUAUCGAUUGUUACUGGUCGAUAUUUGCCGUCGAAAGAUUCGCUUCGAAUUAUGUUAUCGAAAAAAUCGUCAUAAAAUACACGUUAAAAUUCGAAGGUCCAUGGUUGAAACUCGAACAUGAAAAGUUGAAUAUCGAAAGUGCAUCAUUUAUAAAUAUGUCGUCUCUGAAAUAUUUAGAAAUUGAAGGCGUAAGAACUUUCGAUAUAUUCAGUUUGAGUUUUCACGGCUAUUCUUCUCUGAUUUCUUUUAAAAUCACAAAUUAUAAUUUUACGUCGUUUCUGCACAGACCAUUCCGAACAUUGAAUAAACUUUCUGAAUUACAAGUAAACUUUGGUAAAUUAAAGGCUUUGCCAGAAGAACUGUUUCAUGGUCUUUAUAAUUUGAAAACCCUGGAUUUAAGUUACAACUUAAUUGAAUCCGUUCAUCCUUUUGUCUUUCGACAUUUCACUUUAUUGGAACAGUUAAGUUUGAGAAGUAACAAAAUAGAAAGUUUACCUGAAAAACUCUUUCGUGGACUUUAUAAUUUGAAAUCCCUCGAUUUAAGAAACAACUUAAUUGAAUCCGUUCAUCCUUUAGUCUUUCGACAUCUCCAUUUAUUGAAACAGUUAAAUUUGGAAGAAAACCCAAUAAAAAGUUAUACUGAAAACUUGCUGGAAGGUCUUUCGAACUUAACGAUAUUUUCUAUUUCUGGAAAAUCCUCUCAUUCUGAAUAUUUAUUUUCGAAGGGACCACACAAUGUAACACGCUUGCGCUCUGUAUUUUUGAAGGGACUCGACAAUUUAAUAGAAUUUCGCGCUUCUUACUUUCCUUUACUUCGAAUCGAAGAAGAUUUAUUUUCUCAUUCCAUGAACUUAAGAAAUGUUGUUUUCGAUUCCAACAAUGUUCUACAUCUUCCAUCCAAUCUUCUAAAAAAUAAUAAAAAUCUGGAAGUUUUUCAAUACAAAUGGAAUAAAUUAUUGACAGUACCAAACGGUAUUUUCGAUGGACUUUCGAAACUCAAAAAAAUCAAUUUACGCGGAAAUGGUUUAGAACACAUUUCAGAAUAUACUUUUCAAAGUUUGUCGAAUCUCGACGAACUGGAUUUAUCAUAUAAUCGCUUGACAUUUUUACCUAAAAACAUCUUUCUUCCAAUGAAUAACUUACGAAUUCUCCGUCUUUCUAGUAACAAUUUCAGUAAAAUUUUUUUCGACUUCAACAAUAAAUUCGAAGAACUCUAUUUGGGUAGAGCGGGUUUGAGAGAAUGGCCGAAUUUAAAUUGGACAAAAUACAAUUUGACUUAUGUUUAUGCUCCAUUUAACCAUUUCGAAACUGUCAAAUUGCCGAUUUACACUCCAAAUCGAAUGAAGGUUAUUUUAAAUUACUGUCACAUAAAAACAAUUUACAUCGACGAAUGGAAAUACGGAUUCAACCAACCCAAUUAUCAUUUAUAUGGAAACCCAAUAAUUUGUGAUGGAGAACUUUUGCAUUUUAUCAGUACUGUUCAAUCAAAUUUACAAAUUUCGUUACAAAUUUUUUCGAAUAUAAAAGACAUGAAAUGUCACGGAGAAGAAAGAAAAUUGCUGGAUUUUACGCAAUUCUUCUCUAUUAGAAGCCAUUGUCCGCUAAACUGCGAAUGCUUCUCGAAAAACGACGAGCUCAGAGUCGAUUGUAAUCGAAAGGAAAUAAAGAAAAUACCCGAAUUUCUAAUCGAAAAUGCAACAGUCGUCGAUUUGAGUAAUAAUUACAUAAAUGAAUUUUCAACUGUGGAUUAUCGAACGUGGGGCAAAGUCACUCGUCUGCAUCUGAGCAACAAUUCUCUAUUGCAUUUUCCGGAUUGUGUUUUUUUGCCAAACAUCAAAUUUCUUUGGUUGAACGGAAACCGUUUAACCGAAUUGUCUUUCGGAUUAAUGAAUCUGAUCGACGUUUCUGCUGAAUUCACGGUAUACUUGUCGAGAAACAAUUGGAAUUGUGAUUGUCAUUCGCGAUUUACAAAAGACUGGUUACUUCGAAACAAAAGGAAGAUUUUAGAUUUCUCCGAUGUUUUAUGCACGAAAAACUCGUCUGUUUUCUCUUUCAUCAGAUUUAUUUCUAAUAAUCAAUGCAUACAAAUCCCAGAAGAUAAGUUCAUGUCGUUCGUAAAUGUUUCUCCUACAAAAGGCGUGUGUUUUGACGAAGUUGGUUGUGCUUUUGGAUGGAAAGUCGCAGUUGCUGUGUUUGCUUUUCUACUGUUGUUCAGUUGGAUUAUGUUUGCUUCCUUUGUUUAUUGUCAUAAAAAAAGAAAUGUCGAGAAAGUGGCAGAGCCUAAGGAAGAACAAGUGAUUUACUACAACGUUUCAACUGACAAUUUGUCAAUUGAAAUGUUUAACCGGUAUAAUGAAUAA